AUGCUUUUCACCCACAUUUUCGGUUCCACGACACCCUCCCUUUCAGCCUUCUGCCCGCAAUUUCCAUACCCCACCGUUUGGAGAAAAAGGACGCUAUCGGGACACCAGGCUCAGACUGGACCACCACCGAAGAAGUGGGGGUUAUUGCUAACCCAUUUCCCGUUUAGCUGCAUGCCUUCGGAGCUCUCCUGCCCGCGUCCUCCAAUACCCGAAGAGAGAAUUCCCGGAGAGGAGGCCCUGGACACACACACCCUCUCUCUCCCUAACUCUCACACCGACUUCCCACCGUCGAAUAACACCAUCUUCUCAGCCGGCUGCGGGUGCGGACGGCCCUGGUUGCAAUUGGCGGAAAGGGCCGUGACGGACCUGCAGAUCGAGCCAAAGACGAGGAUCCACCUCGCCUCGUUUCAAUCCAUUGGCCCAUUGUCGUUGAAUGACUGCAGUAGUGCGACCGCUAGGCAGGCAUGGGCAGCCUACUGGACGACCAGGCUGCGGUUUCUAGCGUAUCCUAAGGGUACUGCUUGCACCUUCAAUUCGGGGAACCUGCCUUUCGUUUAA
Molecule: messenger RNA, 558 nt
Organism: Aspergillus niger
Lineage: Eukaryota; Fungi; Ascomycota; Eurotiomycetes; Eurotiales; Aspergillaceae
Exons: 2
Coding region: 1-558 (185 amino acids)
Source: RefSeq, a predicted model, not a curated record